Molecule: messenger RNA, 870 nt
Organism: Plasmopara halstedii
Lineage: Eukaryota; Oomycota; Peronosporomycetes; Peronosporales; Peronosporaceae
Product: RxLR-like protein
Exons: 1
Coding region: 1-870 (289 amino acids)
Source: RefSeq, a predicted model, not a curated record
AUGCUCGUUCUUCUUUUCUUUUUACUCUGUGCAAAGCUUGCGUGCGGCGACACUCUUUUGGUAUCUCAGCGCAAGUACUCAAAGUCCGAGACGAUUGAUUAUCAGGACACUGUUCACGACAAUCGCAUUUUCUUGACGGAUGAUGGUAAGCGUGAUUUUAAUGAAGAACGAACAGUGCGAGAGGUUAUUGCCAUUGAACAAAAGAUGAGGAAGGUGGUCGAAACCUCCACACCUGUGCAAAGUAUGAAAAAUAGAAUUUUGCCGACGUUAAAGCGGUGGCUGUUGUCACUACGGAGGUGGUUGGUAUAUGCUUACUACAGAUUUACCGCUCGGACAAAGUUCACUGAGUUAAAACGACUGACCGACAAAGGAAAUUACGGAUAUGAUCAGGCGAUUGUACUUGGGUAUACUCCGCAUUAUGCAAAAACCAUGAUUCAAUAUCGCGAAUUUCAGCAAUCAAAGAAUACGAAGAUUCUGCCUGUUACGAAAGUCGUCAAGAAUGCUGAAGAUCAGGUUGUUGAUAAGCUUUCGUGGCGGUACCGUCAGCUCCUCGGACUUCCAGGUGAUGAUGUUUUACCGGUCUCUUUGAAUACGGUCUGGUCGAACACCGUAGAUGAAAUGUCGACUUUGGAUCGGCUUAUUGUAAAGUUAUCUCUCCGUCAAGCUACUGUCCUUAUUAAAAGAAAAGCAACAGCUCAGGAGAUGAUUUCUCAUGGUGUGACUCCAAUCGUCUACAAGAAAGCGCUGCUGGAUAUGGAUUUGCUGGAAGGUCCGAAGUGGAAACAGCUCAAGUCUUGGAAGACAAACCCACAAGUCAAUACUUUUUUGGAGUACCUGAAAGCAACAAGGAACAUGCCCGAUAGCACGUAG